Molecule: messenger RNA, 1509 nt
Organism: Malania oleifera
Lineage: Eukaryota; Viridiplantae; Streptophyta; Magnoliopsida; Santalales; Ximeniaceae
Product: protein DNA-DAMAGE INDUCIBLE 1
Exons: 16
Coding region: 174-1400 (408 amino acids)
Biological process (GO): proteolysis
Molecular function (GO): aspartic-type endopeptidase activity; protein binding
Source: RefSeq, a predicted model, not a curated record
GAACUGUUUAGGAAGUUGAAAAAAGAAGAAGAAAACACCGUUUAGUAACUUGAAUGGGACCGAUAUCCAAUUUAACCUUCUUCAAUUUCUUCAUCUUUAGCUGAAAAAAAGGGUCAGCAUAAAGAGUAAGAGUCUUUGUUCGCUCUCGUGUCUGAGCAGACGAAUCGGAAAAGAUGAAGAUCACUGUGAUGACUGCAGACGAAAAGAUCAUUACUCUGGACGUCGAUCGAGACGAAUGCGUUGAGAACGUAAAAGCUCUUCUCGAGGUCGAGACAAGCGUGCCGCUUAAGCAGCAGCAGCUGUUAUACAAUGGGAAGGAGAUGACGAAUGCUGAGAUACUGAGUGGCCUGGGUGUUGCUGAUGGAGAUUUAGUGAUGAUGGUCUCACAAGCUGCAUCUAGUGCACCUACCCAUGAUUUGAGCUUGAAUCCAGAUGGGUCUGCUGUUAAUCCUGCAGCCAUUCAGCAACAUUUUCGACAAGAUUCUAAUAUGAUGGCACAAUUAUUCCAGGAUGAUCCUGAAUUUGCACAAGUUCUUCUUGGAAAUGAUCUCAAUAGACUGCAAGAUAUCUUACGUGAGCGUCAUCACCAAAGAUCUGAGUUAAGUCGUCGACAAGAGGAGGAGCUAGCCCUGCUUUAUGCGGAUCCUUUUGAUGUGGAGGCACAGAAGAAAAUUGAAGCUGCUAUUCGCCAGAAAGGAAUAGAUGAGAACUGGGCAGCCGCAUUAGAACACAACCCUGAAGCUUUUGCAAGGGUGAUCAUGUUGUACGUUGACAUGGAAGUCAAUGGUGUUCCUUUGAAGGCAUUUGUUGAUAGUGGAGCUCAGUCAACAAUAAUCUCUAAAAGCUGUGCUGAGCGAUGCGGAUUAUUAAGGCUUUUAGAUCAACGUUAUAAGGGUAUUGCUCAUGGGGUUGGACAAACAGAGAUACUGGGUCGAAUUCAUGUUGCUCCAAUAAAGAUUGGAAAUAUAUUUUACCCUUGUUCAUUCAUGGUGUUGGAUUCACCCAAUAUGGAAUUCCUUUUUGGGCUGGAUAUGCUCCGUAAACAUCAGUGCAUAAUUGACUUGAAGGAGAAUGUCUUAAGAGUUGGUGGCGGAGAGGUUUCUGUACCAUUUUUGCAAGAAAAAGACAUUCCAUCUAAUUUUCUGAAUGAAGAGAGGCUCUCUAAGCAAGCAUCCAGUUCAGGAGUUGCGGUUACCUCAGGAGCAAAUGAAAGAAAUAAUGUGCCAACCGGAGGUCAAUCUUCUGGAAGUUCAUAUCACAACUUGACACAGGGACCCGGCUUUGAAGCAAAAGUAGCAAAUCUCGUUGAGCUCGGGUUCGGGAGAGAUGCCGUGAUACAAGCUCUCAGACUUUUUGAUGGUAAUGAAGAACAGGCGGCUGGGUUUCUUUUUGGGGGUUGACAAUAAUUUUAUUUCUCUUUAAAUUAUUGAUUUGUUGUGAGAUGGUACUGUGGAAUAUUGGUUUCAGUAAUUUAAUAAAAAAAAUUCAGAGAAAUUCAUGCACCCAAAA